ACGAUUGUCUUCCCUCUGCGUCCUGAUUGGCUGCCCGGGCUGCCCGUCACAGAGCUCAGGUUUUAGGGAUGUGCUUUCAGAGCAGAUUAUGAAGCAGACCUCAUCCCUGGCAGUCUCGUCAGAUUGUCUCAAUGGCUAAACACAAGCUUUUCCUGCUUUUUUCGUUGUUACUGUGUGUGUUUGUCUCUCUGUGUUUGCCCUUCGAUCAAGUGCCUGCGAUCCUGGACAGGAGCUCGGAGGUCCCACCAUAUCAAGCUGUGAGAAUUAGAACAGAAAGAGAACAAGUUGAGAGUCCAAGUGCCUCACACGAGGAGAGCUAUUCGCCUGCAGCUGAAAAUCCACUCCGAAGAAUACUGCAGCCUUACGGGUGGCAUCUGCAUGCCCAGCCCAGAACCAAGCGGAAGUUACUUCAGUCUACCAGCUCGGGACCUUAUUCCCCACUCACAGUGGCUUACAAUGGAAAGAUAUGCAUCCUUUUCAAAGCUAAGAGACUGGCUAUUCGAUACAGGAACAACACUUUCCUGGACCUCACAGAGAGAGUGUUUGGACCCAAUGCACUAGUUGACACCAAAGGCUCCGUCUGUACCAAGGAGAAGGCCACGUUAUCUUUGCGUUUGGGCGAUGUGGAGGACAUCAAGGGACUUAUAAUCAGGCUUCAGAUGUCCAACACGUUUUAUGAAUCGGUAAACCAAAACUGGUUCACUCUGGACAGCGUUCAUAUCCACUACAACUGGACUCACGAGGCCACGUUCAAUGCAACAGAGGUCUAUGCCCCCGCCACCUAUUCUUACCACUGCCAGCAUGUCAGCAGCUUACAGAAAUAUGACACCCUACUGGUGCCCAGCUCGCACACUGACAGCUCGGCAAACUGGCACAUCACUUUCACUGAUUUUCAGAUCCAAGCCUUUAACGUCCAGUCCAACAAAUUUGCUUCAGCUAGCGACUGUGCGACCUUCUUCACUCCAGCUAUCUUAAUGGGCCUGAUCACCUCUCUGAUUCUGCUGCUGGUGUUGGCCUACGCCCUGCACAUGGUUGUCCAUCUCAAGCACAUUGACCGCUAUGAAGAGCACAAGACCACCGUCUACUUCCCCCGCACCCCCGAAGCUGAGCUCCCGGACAAGAACAGCGUGUAACCGGUGUCACGCUGUUAAACCAGCUGCGGGUCAGUCUUGCAAAAAACUGGUGUGGACUAGCGACAGAAGGAUUGCUAUUUCUGAUUCUGGUCUGCCGCAUUGUCUUCUUGGUCUUUCUCCUGCCUGGUACUCUCAAUGAACGUCUUAACGUGCUGUAACUUCUUACAGUGGAUAGAAUGAGGUCACCUGAUGGUCAGGUCUUUAAACCCAGGCCGGAUCCAAAACUGUGGCACAUCACGGCUCUCCAGGAGCAGGACUGGGAAACCUAUGGAAUGAAACGUUGUGAGAUUGCCUUUUAAUAGACCACCAUUCUGGAGGACUUUUCAAAGCACUUCACUGGUUGGAUACUGAAGUACUGUGGUUAGAAAUAUUGAAUUGACUCAAAGAUGACAGAAAUGACUGUGGUCUGAAUAUGAAAGUCUUUUUUUACAGUACUUCAAAAAUCACCAUAUCAUUCAUCUGUAAUGGAGUUGUUGGAGUCUAUGGGGAUCUGCCAAUUACUAGAACUGUUUUAUGACUGCCAAAGUGGUGCAAAACUAUUUGUGAGCCUUGUCGCAUAACUGACAGUAAUAAUGUGAAUACGAAAAGUACAACACAAACCGUAAAGUGUACAGUGCUGAAUAUUCUGCUGUAUUAAAUUGAAGUGUUCCAGGACUAUUCGACGUAGAUUCAAGAACUCGAUAAUUAUACUCAUUGGCUUAAAAUGAUCGUCUAGAUAUUCAUAUAGAUCUGCUGUUUUAGUAAUUACCAAACUUUCAGUAUAAUGCACCUUUGAAAGCUCUAAAUAUUAAAAAGCGCGUAUAAUAUUUAGCAAGUAAAGAAACUUUUUUUAAGCUUCAGGAGUAUGUGAUAUAUUGCACAGAAAGUUUUUAUAUGAACUCAUAAUUGCUAGAUCUAUAUACAGUCCCUUUUCAGGUGGAACAUAUUAGGAUGGAUAGAUAAAUUUAGCACCACUUGAGAAUUUAUAGUACAGACAGUAUAGUGAUGCUGAAAGAAUGCUGUACAAUUAUUCAUAUAAAUGUUAAAUACCCUCAGUAUCAUAAUCGGUAUACUGUACCUCUGUAUUUACAAUAAUAACAUCAGUUACUCAUUAUCACAAUAACCUGCAGCAUGUCUAGAGAAAAAAACCUCUACCAUGGCACGCUUGAUACUGGAGGUAAAUGUGUGUUUUCAUUUGGAUUGAAUGAUGAUGGUGUUCACACUGAAUUGCACAAGAAGGUUUCCUGAGUUAGUUGUCUGAACAAUAAACAGAGUCAGAUCAAAA
Molecule: messenger RNA, 2397 nt
Organism: Misgurnus anguillicaudatus (oriental weatherfish)
Lineage: Eukaryota; Metazoa; Chordata; Actinopteri; Cypriniformes; Cobitidae
Gene: atp6ap1lb
Product: ATPase H+ transporting accessory protein 1 like b
Cellular component (GO): proton-transporting V-type ATPase complex
Molecular function (GO): ATPase activator activity
Source: RefSeq, a predicted model, not a curated record